AUGGGGGUCGAGAGGAGAACAAUAUUACCAUUACCCGCACCCACCGAAUCCGAAAUCGCGCUUCCCCCGCCAUCGCCGGACGAAGCCUCAGAUCUAGCCGAGCCUGGCGACGAGAGGUCACACUAUUCUCUCCCCGAUGACGGCACGCCCGUCACAAUAAAAACCCGUAGUCAUCGAGCCAACAAAUCACAAACCUCACUACUAAUAGAAUACUUCGAGGGCGGCAAGUCCGCCGGAGAUCACUCAGGGAGUGGCUCGCGCGAUCGCCGACCAAGCGUUCGUGUGCGAGUUACCCCUUCUUCCAAAAGUCGUGGGACGAACGACCACAUACAAAUAACAGAGAUGUCUUCCCGGAAAGCCUCUCACCAUCGCGGUGAGCUGGACGAGCCCGAAGAUGCGAGAAGUCUGCAUUCAUACGCCUCGGCGACUGAAGAGUCCAACGUCUCUCGAAACCCCAUAGAAGUCGAGAUUGAUCCCGGGCAUCGCCGGCGACGAAAGCCGUCGAGCCCUCUCAUUCCCACUUCUGACAGCAAGGUCUCCUACCUGCCACCCAAUAUGUCUGACAUCUCGGGCAUUCCGACAGACAGUUUCCUGGAUGACACGCCGCCAACGCAGCGCAAAGACGAUUAUGGUCGCACGCCAGCAGGAAAGGAGGCACGAGCUGUCGGCGCAAUAGACACCGCAAACAGCAUACUCACUGACAAGUCGAGCAAUCGCGGCAGUACACGCAGUGAUCUUCACGAGCGCAACGUGAUGCAGAAAGCUGUCGAGAAGGCCAGCAAACCAGACAGGAAACAAAAGUCCCGAGCCCGGACCAGUCUGGGAAGCGAGAAAGACUUUGACAGGAUGAGUUCCCCGAGAAGGAAGUCAAGGAGCACGCCAAAGGAUUCCCUCAUCUCCGGCGCAGAAUCGAGUGUGCUGUCCUCGCAGCUGACGCCCAGUCACCGGUCGUACGAUUCAUAUUCGUCGUCAAAGAUCUCGAUCAACAACCCCAAGCUCCUGGAGACAGUCGAGGAUGCCAUCCGCCGCCUCAUCUUGCCGGAGCUUGAUGCCAUCAAACGAGAGCGCAGCCAGCGCGAUAGCCGCCGCCCGAAAGACCGUGAUUCUUUCUCCAGCUUGACGUCAGCAUCAAGAGAAGAGAUCUCCGUGACAAGCAAGCGGAAAUCUGCAGACACCUCUCAUUCGACCAAAUCCAAGACAAGCCGUGGACGUGAAGCAAGGAACGACCUUUCACCACAGAGCAGUGCCGACGACGUUUCAGUCAGCGAGGACGUCUACAGGGAUCAGAUCACGACCCGGCACGACCGCGGGAAGGAUGGUCUCGCUGCUGCUACUGUCGGUGCCGCUGCUUUGGGAGCCGCUGCGGCCCUGCGGUCACAGUCCCGGGGCGAUGACAAACGUCAGCGUCGCAGACGGAGGGGGGAUCCCUCGAAGCGUGAACAACAUUAUGCCGAUGACUAUGGCGAUGUCGAGCACGAGGUGGUGCCACCAAUGCCACUUUCCAGCGAGAUCAACCCGUCAGAGAUGACAAGGACAUCUAUCCUGUCCGCGGAGAGUCAGCGGCCACAUUCUGCAAGCGAGGAGAUGACGCCAGUGCAGGAAGUGACCCGUGGCGUGGCAUCAAUGGAGCCUACCAGAGAUGCCCCGACGCCUGAGCGGACUCCAGCUCAGACAAUACAGCCUCUUGGGACUCUGCACGCGAGUAUAUCGCAUGGAGAUCUGAAGAAUCUCCCGCGCCGUGGCACCAUGGACCAGGACGACUUCGAAGACGAAGAAUUCAGGAGGGAGCGCUCUCGCGGGGAAGAUGACUACUACGACGACUACGACGACGAGGCUCGACUAGAUGAACCUGGCAUGUACGAUGAGGAGGAAGAAAGACUACAGCAAGCUUUCUACGGCCACCAGGACGUCCCCGCGCCCCUUCGUUAUGUUCCAUACCAGCAAGAACGACGCGGCCUGAGUCCUAUCCAGAGCGUGUCUGGCUUUACCGAGGGUGAGGGCAGCGAGUACCAAGGCCACAGAGACUCGAGGAUAGCGCCGACAAAUAGCGAGCUCUCAUCCCCAGAAAAAGAUCGGGGAGUGUAUUCGCCGAGCUCUGUCCCUAGCAACAUGCGCAGCCGCGAGUUUGGCGAUGAGGCCAGCAGCGUUCUAAGCUCCGGCGUGGGCUACAGACAAUCGGCAUACACUGAAGACAGUGAGCUCGAUCAUCCUGGUGGCCGUGCCGUCCACCUAGUGGGCGACAACCCCCGGAUGAUUCACCGCGAUUCUGGUCCCGAGUCAGCCGUGGCAUCUCUGGUAGAUGGUUCCAUGCUCGACCCCUCCAUGCUCAGCGGGGACAAUGGUCAGGACUACCGUAAUUCUCAGUUCUCGUACGAAGAGAGCCCAACACGUGCGCGCUCAGCCCAGGGCAGUCCUCUUAAGCACUCCAUGGAGGCCGAGCAGGACAUCCGCCACCGCUCAGUGUCUCCAAUCUCGACUGCCGGUGGCGAGCCUUCUACUGUCUCUCAAGACUUUGUCGAGUACGACUUGGAUGAAUACGGAAGAAAGGUCCCCAAGCCCCAGUAUAGGCAGUCUCCAACAGCUUCCGAGUCCGCCAUCACCAGUGCCGCGCUGCGACAGGCCGCCGCCGAGGCUCUCAAGCGGAAGAAUGUCUCCCAAGACCCUGUUGAAGUGUCUGGCGAGGAUUUCGUGGGCGACGGUGUCUCAAGAAACAAGUCCUUCAAGGAGCGCGCCCAGGGCAACUUCAACCUGGCGUCGACACCGAAGCACAGCACCGAUCGCCUUUCUGACUACGAGCAGCCCAAGAUGAGCGCGACUGGUCUGCCUGAUAUGGGCAACCCCAUGCCGGAGAUUGGCUAUGGCUACGAAGAUGGCCAGCACUCCAGGCAACAGACGCCUUCUAUCGUCGAGGGACAGCCCGGCGACCACUACAUGGAGGACCGCGAGGGCAACUGGACACCGACGCAGGAGGCGACUCAUUACCAGUAUGACCGUGCAUUGACCCCGAAGGCCAGCCAGUCUGGACCUCCUUUCUUUGGUGCUACAGAUGCAGCUGCUGCUGCUACCAUUGCCACUGCCACUGCACUUGCCGCUGCUCACCACAGCCGCCAGCCCAGCCAGGACCAGGACGAUGAGUGGCAGCGGACCUCUGGCGAUCGGAAGAGGGAUACACUGGUCACAAACCCGUAUGAAGGAGCCAGCCCAAUCGCCAAUCUUCCUGGCCUCGAUGGUCUUCAGGGCGGUGGUUAUGGCGCGAACGCCUACCCCAACUUCAACACAGGUAGCCCUGGCAUCCCAGCUGGUGAUGAGGGUUACAUCUCCUCCGCUCCCAACGAGAUGCGCGAGGGUAACGCGAAAGGCAAGGGUGUCGACUUCGUAGACCAGCCACGCGCAGGUCCUUCAGAGGAUCCUUUCUACAGCACACCAAAGCCGCAAAGGCAGAUGAGUGGCUUGUCGCAGGGCGUGGGCUCGCCGCUGUAUGAUGCUGCCACCGGCACCGGCAUCGACAGGAUCCAGUCCAAGGACAUUAUUGCCCUCAUGGAGCAUCUCAUGGUCCGUGAUGCUCAGCGCAGUGCUCGAGACACCGAGAUGCUCGUGACGCUCGUCCGGUCUGCAGCUGAGAUGCGCAAUUCUUUCGAGGACAUCAAGCGCAUGCUCGCCGAUACCGAAGAUCAGAUAAUAACUGAGAUCAAGGACAACACCGAGCAGACUGUUAAGCGCCACCUCGGCGGACCGCGGCCAUUCCCUGGUAGUGGUGCCAGAUCAGUUCAGGGUGGUGGAUCACAGGCCGGAACUAUGGACGAGGUUGCCAAGAAGAAGCGCAGCUUCCUGCGUAGAGCUCUGCAAGGCCUUGGCACUAAGGGUGCCAGCGACCUGGGACGCAUUGAGGACAUGCUUAUGCAGCUCCUGACUGAUGUUGACGUUCUGAAGCAUCAGACCGCUGGUCCCGCUGACGCGAGCCCCGGAGCGCAAUCCAUGCGCUCUGUCGAGCAGCAAGAGCUUGAUGCUCAGUACGAGGAUCGAGGAUAUGAGCCGGAGGGCCACGCAGGGACAUCGACCGCCAGCUACGCUAGCCACUCUGGGCCCCUCUCCAUUGGCAAGAACUCCGGCAGGAUCGUGCACGACCGCAAGGUCUCAGACCACCGCAUCAGCACUGUUCCCGAAGGCAACGAGGAGGACUACGAAGACACCUAUGUCACCGCCAACAACCAGUACUCUCCACAGCAACAGGGAUUCCUCUCUCCAGCUCCCCAGCAACGCCGUGGAGGCUCCGUUCCCCUCGGAACUCCUCCUCAAUCAUCGCACCAUAUGCAGAACUCGUUGAGCAGUGAGAACACCCCUCGCACCGAGGAUGGCAAGAAGCACAAGUCCCGCGGCUCCGCCACGUUCUUCCCAAAGAUAUCCCGCUGGUCAGAGACAACUACUUCCAGCUUGGGCAAGGUCUUCCGCAACAGCAACAACACGAAGAAGAACCCUGGAGAGCCUCCUGAGGAGUUCCUUCAGCAUCCAGCGUCGCGCUCGGGCUCCGUCGAUGAGUACGACCACCAAUAUCAGUACGACGCUUACGGCCAGGACAAGCUUCACUCAGGAUUUUCCGAGUACGACCUGUCCGCUAAUGUCGGAGGGCCUGAGCCAAGCUCUUCCUUUGGCACCCACGGAGGCCCUCCAGUCAGCUAUGCCACACCAGAGGAUCCCAAGUACAAGGCGCACCGCAAUUCGCUGAACCUACAGCACCCACAGCCGCGUGCUGGCCAGACUGAGCGCUUCCGUACAGCGCUGGAGUCGUCCGCUCAGAUCUUUGACGACCCCAUGUCGCCAAGAUCUGCCGACUGGGCCGGAUCGGCGACGUCGCUGAACCGCUUCCCCGAGCAGAACACAAACCGGUACAGUGACAACAGUGCUCUUACCGGCCAGACAGGGGACUCCUACCGCUGGCAGCAAUCGCCGGCGCCUCCCAGGCCGCCCAAGGAGCCACUCGAGGGUUCGCCGUUGGCUCAGAUGCACUCCCCUCCUCAGAACUCGCGUCUGAGCCAGAUGCACAGGACCAGCCCUAUGCCCUACGCUAGCGCCGUCGAUAGCGGUUAUGGCACUGGCUCUGCCACGCAUGCUGGCAGCUACCACUCUGGUAGCCCAAAGCCUGAGAACAAGAACCUGAGCACCGCGCUUGGCGUUCCUACCCGCCGCCCCAGUGGCCCUCGCGCCAUGACGCCGACGCGCAGCAUUGACGACAGCGAGAACGAGAGACGGAGGAAGCGAGACACAUUCGGCUCUGUUGCUAGACCCAGCUCUGCCGCUAGCCAAGAGACAGACACUUUCUAG
This is a messenger RNA of Microdochium trichocladiopsis, 5319 nucleotides long. RefSeq lists its product as uncharacterized. NCBI's taxonomy places the organism in Eukaryota, Fungi, Ascomycota, Sordariomycetes, Xylariales, Microdochiaceae. The transcript is spliced from 2 exons. The record is from RefSeq and is a predicted model, not a curated record. The coding region runs from base 1 to 5319 and encodes 1772 amino acids.